Verticillium alfalfae VaMs.102 is the source of this 2379-nucleotide messenger RNA. RefSeq lists its product as hypothetical. Bases 1 to 2379 code for a protein of 792 amino acids. The transcript is spliced from 4 exons. Lineage: Eukaryota; Fungi; Ascomycota; Sordariomycetes; Glomerellales; Plectosphaerellaceae. The record is from RefSeq and is a predicted model, not a curated record.
AUGUCCGACGACAGCGAAUUCUCUUAUCCCGACUACGCGUCGAAAUACGCUCUCCCUGAUGACCGUGAUGAGCCCCUCGCAAUCCGGCUCAUCCAAAUCCAACCGCGCAUUGGCGACAGCCAUCCUACCGAGAACAGGAUUGUCUUGAGGAUGCGGGUGGGUCAACAAACACCCGCAACGAAGCAUCGAGGAAGAAUGAGUCGGUUCAUCACCAAGUUGAAACCUAAGCCGGGCACAGCCAAGCAGGAUACCACAUUAGUUCCCCUCAGUGAGAUUCCGGACGGAGAGCCGAAAGUGCGCAACAGGUUCACCUGGGGAAACUAUGUUGCUAUGUCUUACUCUUGGGGCAAGAAAGAGGACUGGGAAUUCACAGAAAAGGAGAGGGAAGAGGCUGCUCGCAAGGAGGAGGAGGAAAACGAGAAAAAGCGAUUGGACCCUACAUACAAGCCCGCGGUGACCGACGAAGACGACGACGCGGGGACUUACACGGACGGCGACGUACACGAAGUCAUUCUGGACGGCAAGCGGGUCAGAGUGCGUUACAAUCUAUGGGCUGCUUUGCUGGCGUUCCGUGAGAUGGCGCCAUUCAAAGAAGGCAUCUGGUUAUGGAACGAUGCUUUGUGCAUCAAUCAGCAAUACGAGACCGAGGCUGGACUCAAAGACCAGGCGAGGCAGCUCCCUCUCAUGUCGGUCAUAUACCGCCAAGCGGGCAACAUCAUCAUCCAUGCCGGCGGCGGAUAUCAUCACGACGAGGACACGCCAUGGGUUCUUGAAUACCUCCAAGAAGUUGGCGUCAACUAUCGCACAGAAUACUACGAAGCUCUCGAUCAUGCCGAGCCUACAAUUGCGCAUUCCCACAGAUUUCAGGCAGAAUUAGAGCUGAAGAAAGCGGCCCGCGCAUGGGUGGAAGGGGCACAAGACGACAUGCGGAAAGCAGCGCGGCAGGGGGAUACCGAUUAUGCCAUGGUUUCGCUCUACGACUUCUUCGACCGCCCGUACUGGCGGCGACUGUGGAUCAUUCAGGAACUGGCAAUGGCACACAGCAGCGCGCCCAUUCUCUGCGGAGAUAUCGUGACUCAGUGGCGCUAUGUCCGGGACGGAGCGCUGCUGCUAUCCAUGAUGGCCGAUGCGGUACGCGACUCUAUGCAGCGAGCACUGGCAGCGAGUGGCCGGUCUACAAAACGCGAACCUUCUUUCGAGCACGUCGCUGCCAUCGCCGAACUCGCCAUGUUCGGCAACCGUAAGGAGAUACCGCACACCGAUAAGCUGUUGCUCAUGCUUCAACCCGGGGUCAUGGAUGUCCAGAGCCACUCAUCUCAUCCAAUGCUUACGGCGACGGGCGUCCGGAUGCCUCUCAUGAACAACUUCCCAGGCUCUCCCAUCCACCAAUCUCUCACCCUUGCUGCGGAUGCUCAUUGUGGCUUUGAUAAGGAUAGAGUGCUUGGACUCCUCGCACUGCCUGCCCUCGAGAAGCUUCCACUACAGAAUAACGCGGAGUUUUCCCGUCUCUCUGCGACGGAUAUUUAUCUCCAAUACGCCAAAGCUUGCAUCAAAGCCGACCAUUCACUCGAUAUAUUCUCUUUGAUUGAUGGUGGAAGCUCUGCACCCGAUAAAGGAAGGACUGUGCCGUCAUGGUGUCCACGUUUCCAUGUCAAGUCCAAAAUCGGGCGCAUCGAAGGAAAGUGGCAUGCCCAACCUUCUCGUCCAAAGUACAAACCAGGUGAUUUCGAGUCGUUCGAGUUUGAGACGAACAUGGCACCGAAGUUUGAGGGUGAUGACAUGAUCUGCCCAGGCUGGGUCAUCGACACUGUCCUCUGUUCAAAGGGGGUUUUGUCGCGCCGCGUUUUUGCCCCGAUUGGAAAACCGCCCAGGAAGGGCAAACUCCCUAUCAUCCUUCUAGAAACUUUGCACCGUGAUGAUAGCUUCCUGUACAAGAGAAACUGGGACUUCAUCCAAGCCAACCGUGAACUCCCCAUCGCCGGCAAGCCACUCUCAUCCUACUUUACCUUUCAGCCUGUCCAGCAAUCCCAUCUCAAUAGGCUCAACCGCUCCGAUGAGCACUCGUACCACAAGAUUGCGGAAGCUCACCGGGCCAUGGAAGCGCGCACCAGGUUACGCCGGCUGAUGACAACGUCGAACCGAGCCCUUAUGGGUCUUGUGCCAGCCUCGACUCAGCAAGGAGAUGUGGUAAUCAUCUUAUACUAUCACAGCCGACCUUUGAUUGCUACUGUAGUCAUACCGGACGGUGCUCCCGAAGACACUGACGAUAUUGUUUUCAAACUCAAAGGCGAAGCAUUCAUUCCUGGUGUCAUGAACGGGGAGCUGGCUGACUCGGGAGAACUGGAUACACUACCUUUAAACAACUUAACGUUCAAUUAG